Messenger RNA from Miniopterus natalensis, 1588 nucleotides. The record is from RefSeq and is a predicted model, not a curated record. Lineage: Eukaryota; Metazoa; Chordata; Mammalia; Chiroptera; Miniopteridae.
AUGAGGGCACAGUGCCAGCUGGGAGCUGGCGAGCAUGGGAGUGGGGGGACACCAGGGGGGCUGGCACACAUCGAGGAGGACUUGGACUUGGACCCUGGACCUGUGGCUGAGAGCCGGGGUGCUCUGACAGUGGGGGGAGAUGGGGACAGCUGCAGGAGCCUUUCCUGCCUGGAGCCCAGUGCCAGCCUGGGGGGUGUGCCUCCAUCCCACCUGGUGCUCCUGCCUCCUCCCCAGGUGAUCGGGCUGCUGGACGUGUUCACUCCGGAUGAGACCCUGGAUGAUUUCACAGACUUUUACCUGGUCAUGCCGUUCAUGGGCACCGACCUGGGCAAGCUCAUGAAGCAUGAGAAGCUGAGUGAGGACCGAAUUCAGUUCCUCGUCUACCAGAUGCUGAAAGGACUGAAGUAUAUCCACGCUGCUGGCAUCAUUCACAGGGACCUGAAGCCCGGUAACCUGGCAGUGAAUGAGGACUGUGAGCUGAAGAUCCUGGACUUUGGCCUGGCCAGGCAGGCAGACAGCGAGAUGACUGGAUAUGUAGUGACUCGGUGGUACCGGGCACCUGAGGUCAUCUUGAAUUGGAUGCACUACACACAGACAGUGGACAUCUGGUCUGCGGGCUGCAUCAUGGCUGAGAUGAUCACAGGGAAGACGCUGUUCAAGGGCAACGACCACCUGGACCAGCUGAAGGAGAUCUUGAAGGUGACAGGCACACCUCCCGAUGAAUUUGUACAGAGGCUGAAGAGUGCAGAUGCUAAGGACUACAUGAAGGGCCUCCCCGAGUUGGAAAAGAAGGAUUUUGCCUCCAUCCUGACCAAUGCAAGCCCCCUGGCUGUGAACCUCCUGGAGAAAAUGCUGGUGCUGGAUGCGGAGCGGCGGGUGACAGCCGCCGAGGCUCUGACCCACCCGUACUUCGAGUCACUGCAGGACACAGAGGAUGAGCCCAAGGCCCAGAAGUAUGACGAAUCCUUUGAUGAUGUGGACCGCACAUUGGAAGAGUGGAAGCGUGACACAUAUAAAGAGGUGCUCAGCUUCAGGCCUCCCCGGCAGCUGGGGGCCAAGGCCUCCAAGGAGACAUCCCUGUGAAGACCCCUGGGCCCUGAGGGGGUGGUGGGGAGGCCUUGGGGACCCUGGCUGGCACUUCCACCUAGAAGGGGGGGAUUGUUCCUGUGACCUCAGCUGGGGCUUGCAUCCCAGGAGACUCCUCAUUCCAUGGACCCCAUCCCCCAAGCCUGUGGCCCUGCUCUCAGGCCUCCACCUCAGCCUAACCUUGGAGGAGCCUUUGGACUUUCUGGACAGGACACCCACCCGGCCUGGGGCUGGCCUCUUGAGCUGUGGUCCCCUGAGCCGGGUGCAGCGAGAAGCGUCAAGGCCUUCGGGCGGGAUGGGCUGGGGCCCGGGAUGGAGGCCUGGCUCCCGGGCCUGCCUGCUGGGACCGCGCUGAAGCCCAGCUCAUGGCUGAGAAGGAAGGACAGGAAGGGCGCAGGCGCUGACUCAGGGACGACUCCUGGCACCCCAGCCUGGAAUGCAACUUGUCCUUGUGGUGUGCCCACAGGGCUGGGAGGAAAUAAACCCUUUUGUAGAGCUCCCA